Messenger RNA from Seriola dumerili (greater amberjack), 2542 nucleotides. RefSeq names its product block of proliferation 1 (gene bop1). Gene Ontology annotation, molecular function: ribonucleoprotein complex binding; protein binding. Gene Ontology annotation, cellular component: preribosome, large subunit precursor; PeBoW complex. The record is from RefSeq and is a predicted model, not a curated record. Bases 45 to 2366 code for a protein of 773 amino acids. The transcript is spliced from 16 exons. NCBI's taxonomy places the organism in Eukaryota, Metazoa, Chordata, Actinopteri, Carangiformes, Carangidae. Gene Ontology annotation, biological process: maturation of LSU-rRNA from tricistronic rRNA transcript (SSU-rRNA, 5.8S rRNA, LSU-rRNA); ribosome biogenesis.
CUGUGACGCAUUACCUUUGACCCCGGGGGCUCCCACGUGGGUCAAUGGAGGGGAGCAGCGGAAACAUGCGGAGUAGCGAACAGAGAGAAGACAUGAAGAAAGUCCGUGAGAAAACAGCAAAGAAGAGAAGUAAAGAGAAGGAGGACGAGGAUCAGGACCAGAUCUUCAACUUCAACCACAAACCUGCUGAGGAAGAUGAGGAGAAUGAAGAUCUGUCAGACAGUGAGGACAGCGUCUACUCAGGACUGGAGGAUUCUGGGAGUGACAGUGAGGAUGAUGAAGAUGAAGAGGAGGGAUCAGAACAUGAUGAGGAGGAGGAGGAGGAGGAGGAGGAUAAUGAUGAUAAUGAUGAUGAUGAUGUUGUUGAUGUGAAGACGGAGUCAGAGCAGAUUCAACAGACAGAGGAGCAGAAGGAGAAGAAGAAAAAGAAGAAGAAGAAGGAAGGAGUGACAGAAGGGGAAGAAGAAACGAAGGAAGACGAGUAUGAACAUGAUUCUUCAGACGAGGAGGACAUUAGGAAUACUGUGGGAAACAUCCCCAUGGAGUGGUACAGAGAUUUCCCACACAUUGGCUAUGACCUGGACGGGAAAAAGAUCUACAAACCAAUCAGGAACAAGGAUGAACUCGAUGACUUCCUGGACAAAAUGGAGAACCCAGAAUACUGGAGAACGGUCCACGACAAGAAGACAGGAAGUGACAUCGUCCUCUCAGACGAACAAGUGGAGCUGGUGAAUCGUCUGCAGAGAGGACAGUUUGGGGACGUCAACUUCAACGAGUACCAGCCCUCAGUUGAGUUCUUCAGUAAAGACGUGAUGCUUCAUCCAGUCACUAACAGACCUGCAGACAAACGCAGUUUCAUCCCCUCACUAAUCGAGAAGGAGAAGGUGUCUAAACUGGUCCAUGCAAUAAAGAUGGGUUGGAUCAAACCUCGGCGGGUGGAGGAGGACAGUAGGGGACAUUACUAUGACCUCUGGGCCAGUGAGGACUCUUCUAUUCUAGCCAAACACAGGAUGCACCUGCCUGCCCCCAAAACGCCUCUACCUGGUCAUCAGGAGUCCUACAACCCCCCACCUGAGUAUCUGCUCACAGACGAGGAGCGAGCUCUGUGGGAGCAGCAGGAUCCGUCAGACAGGAAGUUGCCUUACGUUCCCAUGAAGUUCUCCAGUCUCCGUCAGGUUCCUGCGUUUCCUCGUUUCAUCCACGACAGGUUUGAGCGCUGCCUCGACCUGUACCUGUGUCCUCGACAGAGGAAGAUGAGGGUGAACGUGAAUCCAGAGGAUUUGAUCCCAAAACUUCCAAAACCCAAAGACCUGCAGCCGUUUCCUACAACACAAUCUCUGGUGUACCGGGGUCACAGUGGUCUGGUCCGGUCCAUCAGUGUGUCUCCAUCAGGACAGUGGCUCGCUUCAGGUAGUGAUGAUGGCUCUGUGAGGUUCUGGGAGGUGUGUUCGUCUCGCUGUAUAAAGACAGUCCAGGUGGGCGGAGCUGUGAAGAACAUCGCUUGGAACCCAAACCCAUCUGUCUGUCUGCUGGCUGUUGCCCUGGACUCGGUGGUCUUGAUCCUGUCUCCCUCUCUGGCAGACAGACAGGUCAUCUCGUCAUCAGAGCGUCUCCUCUCUGGUGAGCAGGAGACAGAGCCAACAGAAGGGGCAGGGCCUGUCAUCUGGAGUGAGACUGAGGGGGAGGAGCUAAACCAGGGGAUCCGCCUCAAAAUACAACAUCCCAAAGCCGUACACCAGGUCGUGUGGCACGCUAAAGGAGACUACCUGGCAUCGGUGAUGCCGGAUCACUCAAGCCACCUGCAGGUUUUCAUUCAUCAGGUGAGCCGGAGACGGAGCCAGAAUCCCUUCAGGAAGAACAAAGGUCUGGUUCAGUGCGUAUCCUUUCACCCCGUCCGGCCCUACUUCUUUGUGGCCACACAGCGCUCUGUCCGGAUCUACAACCUGGUCAAACAGGAAAUGACCAAAAAACUACAGGCCAACUCCAAGUGGAUCUCCAGCAUGGCCAUCCACCCUGGGGGUGAUCAUGUGAUCUGUGGGAGUUACGACUGCAGGCUGAGCUGGUUUGACCUCGACCUCUCAACCAAGCCAUACAAGGUGUUGCGACACCAUAAGAAGGCAGUGAGGGGCGUGGCCUAUCAUAGAGUUUACCCACUCUUCGCUUCAGCGUCUGAUGAUGGAUCGGUGAUCGUCUGUCACGGGACUGUUUAUAAUGACCUGCUGCAGAACCCGUUGAUUGUCCCAGUGAAGGUCCUCAGAGGUCAUGUGAGUACUCAUGACCUCGGUGUUCUAGAUGUCACCUUUCACCCCACACAGCCCUGGAUCUUCUCCUCCGGAGCCGACGCCACCAUCCGCCUCUUCACAUAGCAAACUGCCUGGCAACCCCUACAGCAACCAACCAGUCGACGAGUCGGUGAUGUGGUUGCUAGGAUACAGGCUGUUGGAGAAACUGUGCUGUUUGACUGUUUUCAUCUUUAACCUAAAAUCUGUUUUUUUUUUCCCCUUUGUUUGUUUUUAAUUAAACUCAAACUUUCUGACCUGUU